AUGACAGCUACCCCAACGUCCUCACCGCCGUCCCCCUCGUCGCAGAAGCCGCGCGUCUGCACGCGCGAAGCCUGUGACACAUGCCGGGACAAGAAGGCAAAGUGCAGCGGUGACAGGCCAUGCACGCGAUGCGCCCAGCGAAACAUUGACUGCGUCUAUGAGAGCCGCCAUUAUCGCACCAAACGAAGCCUGCGUGAUGAGAUUGCAGCCCUGAGACAGAAGAACCUGGAAAAGGACGAGGCCAUUGAGGAACUGCGCCGCCAAGACGCCAACCCCAACCCCAACCAAGAUCGAGCCCAGCUUGCCCUCCUGUCGCCGCAGAGCCCCGUCUAUAGCACGCACGACCGCCACCACGCAGUCUCAACAGCCCCGCCCUCAUCACGGUACCAGUCUCCCUCCUUCGACGCCUACCAUCUGCCCGACGCCAAUGGUGCCUUUGCCGACCCGAACUCCGAGUCUGCGCAGUCUUACUCUGGAUCGAGGCAGCUGGCCACCGAUCUCUUGCAGCCCGAUUCUACCGUGUCGUCACAGGCUGUACCUCUGCUCAAUGCCACCAACAUGCCUUCAGGCGGAUAUGACCCUGGCUUCUCCAUGCCCUGGUCUGGGCUCUCUCAGGCUCAAGGCGUCGGUUCCAUGGCCCCAUCCGAAUCGACACGCUCUUUUUAUGCCGGCCUCGAUGCGAUAUCUCUGGGCCAAGGCGUCAACCCCAUGUUCACAUUGCACAACCCAGAUGCUUACAGAAUGGCCAACAAGACCAUGGGCGUGCCGCAGGCCGGUGUCGACCAGCCCUGGGACGUCUAUCAUGCCGACAAACCUGCGUAUGCCGCCGUCUCACCCGUCUCGGCGUCAGAAAAUGCGACACUGACUGCGCCAACACCUCCCUUAUCCCCCUCGACCUCUCUGGCUGGCCUCAACGACAUGGCUCCUCCCUCGCCGACCGCCGAGCAUCGACCUGCCUCCCGUGAGCGCCACCGUCUCGCCUCGGCCCGCAACUGGCGCAAGCAAAAGUCAGCUGCCGCCGACCUGCAGGCAGAGGGCCAGCGUGUCGAGGCUGAGCACUCGGCCCUGCAGUCGCAGUAUGCCGAGGUCGCCGAGCAGGUGCGCUUUGUCAAGCACGCCCUCCUCGGCCACGCCGCGUGCCAUGACCCUGCCAUCAGCAGGUGGUUGGACAAUGAGGCGCAAAGCGUUGGCAGCCGACAGGCGAGACCUGAAGAGCAGGUCGGCCACGGCACAGUGAAGCGUAACCACGCCGACGCUGUUGAGCAAGCUGGCUCGGCGAAGAGCCAGAAGCAGACCAUUUGUGCGUAG
Verticillium dahliae VdLs.17 is the source of this 1308-nucleotide messenger RNA. RefSeq lists its product as uncharacterized. The transcript has 2 exons. Gene Ontology annotation, cellular component: nucleus. Gene Ontology annotation, molecular function: zinc ion binding; sequence-specific DNA binding; DNA-binding transcription factor activity, RNA polymerase II-specific. Gene Ontology annotation, biological process: positive regulation of transcription by RNA polymerase II. The record is from RefSeq and is a predicted model, not a curated record. Lineage: Eukaryota; Fungi; Ascomycota; Sordariomycetes; Glomerellales; Plectosphaerellaceae. The coding region runs from base 1 to 1308 and encodes 435 amino acids.